GGGCUCAAGUCAGCUGUCAGAGAGUGAACAAUGAACAUGUGCUAUCAGUGAUAAACGUGAUAGUGAUAAUCACUACAAAGAAGCGAACCUUAAUUACAUUGUUAUUGCAUUACGGUGAAUAUAACGUGAACAAAGAUCAAUUUUUCGGUUCAGAUAAGAUAAUGGCAGAGUGAUGAUGAGAUUUUUAGUAUUUACGCCAUUUAGGGAAUUUACUAUCUUUAACGCUUCACAUAAGUUUCCGCAGCUAUGAAUUUUGAGUGACAUUCUUGAUUUUUUUUCUCCUGAGAAUAAAUUUACCAAUUUCAGAUAUGAUAACUAUUCCGCUGGUCGGUACUGUAAAAAUAUUCGUAAACGAUGCCUUCAAAGAAAAAGAACCCUGGCAAAUUGUCACCAUAACGACGACAUCGCUCCUCACAGCAAUAUGGCUCUGGGAUUUAAUUUUCCAAGACGAAAGUCUCGCAGAUCGAGUGAAGAAAAAGGGAAUGAAAUUAGCUCGUUACAUACCAGCUAUACGUGCUAAAAUCGACAAAGAAUUGUCAAAAAUAAAUGCAGAUUUUGAAGAAGACUGCGUGCGAAGAGUAAAAAAUGUACCAUUUAUUGUAACACUUCCUAAAGAGGGUUUCACUUCCGAACAAGUUUUAAAACUUGUGGAGCAAUGUACUCAAUUAGGCGAUUUUGACUGGGAAAACGGAAAAGUAUCUGGAACAGUCUACAAAAACGACAAAGAUCUCAGUCAACUAAUGGGCAAUGUCUACAGUAUUGCUUCUUACACAAAUCCUCUUCACCCAGAUAUUUUUCCCGGCAUCUGCAAAAUGGAGGCUGAAGUAGUGAGAAUUGCUUGUACUUUAUUCAAUGGAGACGAGGAUACGUGCGGAACUAUGUCUACUGGUGGAACUGAGUCAAUUUUGCUUGCCUGCAAAGCAUAUAGAGAUUAUGCGAGAGAGGUGAAGGGAAUCAAAAAACCGGAAAUGGUUAUUCCCGUAACGGCUCAUUCGGCAUUCGACAAAGCAGCUCAGUUUUUAAAAAUCCGAGUUCGAACUGUGCCCGUGAACUCUAAAAGCUACACCGUCAGAAUUGACGACAUGAGAAGGGCAAUUACAAAAAAUACUAUCAUGCUCGUUGGAUCCACUCCAAACUUUCCCUACGGCACCAUGGACAAUAUCGAGGCCAUAUCCGAACUUGGAAUUCGGUACAAUAUUCCAGUACAUGUCGAUGCAUGUUUGGGAGGAUUUCUGAUUUGUUUUAUGAGCCAAGUUGGAUACGAAUUGCCACCAUUCGAUUUUAGACUUCCGGGAGUGACAAGUAUUUCUGCCGACAGUCACAAGUACGGUUAUGCCCCAAAAGGUUCGUCGAUAAUUCUCUAUCGGGAUAAGAAAUAUAGACACCAUCAAUAUACAGUAUCAACGGAUUGGCCUGGAGGAAUUUAUGGAUCGCCAACAGUAAAUGGCUCGCGAGCAGGUGGAAUUAUAGCAGCUUGCUGGGCUACAAUGAUGUAUUUUGGAUCUAGUGGUUAUUUAGAAGCUACUAAAAAAAUUAUCGACACAACGAAAUAUAUUGAAGGAGAGUUAAGGAAGAUGAACGGAAUUUUCAUUUUCGGAACUCCCGUCUCGUCAGUAGUUGCCCUCGGCUCUGAAGAUUUUCACAUUUUUCGACUAGCAGAAGCGCUAGUGGCUAAAGGAUGGAAUUUAAAUUCUCUUCAAUUUCCAAGUGGAAUUCACCUGUGUGUUACGCACGUUCACACAGAACCCGGAGUUGCCGAUCAGUUUUUGAACGAUGUUAGAACGGAACUCGAAAUUAUUAUGAAAGAUCCGAAACUUCCUGUAGAAGGAAAGCUGGCUAUGUACGGAAUGAGUCAGGGAAUCGCAGACAGAAGUGUGGUUGGAGAAAUCACGAGGUCUUUUCUUGAUGCGAUGUACUACACUCCAAAACUAAAAUUAGCAUCGAUCAAGAAAUGAAGCAUAAUCAUUCAGGUUCCAGAAUUCAAAUAAUGAGAAACAUUCUUUUGUCUGUCAAGGCAAAAAGAUAAAAAAAAACAACGGCAAAUCUCUGUAAACGAAUUUCUUCGUACAACUGAUAAGUACUUUAAAAAACAGGGAUUUUUAUUUUUGCUAUAAAUGUUGUAAAUGGUUAUUUACUAGUUUAAUUUUUAAUUGAGUGGAAUGUUGAAAACUCGAGGUAAAUGAAACAUCGAGGAAAAAUACUUAUAAUGCAGUAUUUUCUAUGCAUUUGUUGAACUUGUAUAUUAGUAUGUUCAAAUAAAGAUUUUUUUCUA
Molecule: messenger RNA, 2272 nt
Organism: Belonocnema kinseyi
Lineage: Eukaryota; Metazoa; Arthropoda; Insecta; Hymenoptera; Cynipidae
Gene: Sply
Product: sphingosine-1-phosphate lyase
Exons: 9
Coding region: 309-1955 (548 amino acids)
Biological process (GO): carboxylic acid metabolic process; sphingolipid catabolic process
Cellular component (GO): endoplasmic reticulum
Molecular function (GO): pyridoxal phosphate binding; sphinganine-1-phosphate aldolase activity
Source: RefSeq, a predicted model, not a curated record